Anarrhichthys ocellatus (wolf-eel) is the source of this 2706-nucleotide messenger RNA. RefSeq names its product UDP-N-acetyl-alpha-D-galactosamine:polypeptide N-acetylgalactosaminyltransferase 6 (GalNAc-T6) (gene galnt6). Gene Ontology annotation, molecular function: polypeptide N-acetylgalactosaminyltransferase activity. The coding region runs from base 110 to 1975 and encodes 621 amino acids. The record is from RefSeq and is a predicted model, not a curated record. The transcript is spliced from 11 exons. Gene Ontology annotation, biological process: protein O-linked glycosylation. Gene Ontology annotation, cellular component: Golgi apparatus. Lineage: Eukaryota; Metazoa; Chordata; Actinopteri; Perciformes; Anarhichadidae.
GGCCGCUGCGUCCUCACUUGGAAACUUUCCAAACGCAUGUAGAAAUCCACCGUAACAGGUGUUGGCGGAGACUUCUUAUACAUUUUAGCAGCAACACCCAUUGUGAAACAUGCGUAAAUUCCUACGCCGGCGUAUGUCCCCCCUGAAACUGGUGCUCCUUGGGGGGACUGUCUUCAUGGUGGUCUUAGUGGUUCUCCAGAGGGAUGUUGGGUCCUCGUCUGCUGGUGACCCAUGGUUUCAGGAGCUGGUGGAGAAGAAGGAUAAGGUGUUGGUCAUGGUCCGAGAGGCUGUCAACAACAUUGGCAACCAGAUCAUACCUCCGCAGGCAGCGUCGGUACAGCAGCAGCCCACCGAGGACGCCAAAUGCCUUUCUGGAUUCUACACUCGGGCUGAGCUCAAACCUCACCUGGAGAGACCGCCUCAGGACCCCGAAAGCCUUGGGGCUGAUGGGAAAGCAUUCCAGAAAGACAACAUGUCCCCAGAAGAGGUGAAGGAGAAGGAGGAGGGAAUGACGAGGCACUGUUUCAACCAGUUUGCCAGUGACCGUAUCUCGCUCAGCCGUAGUCUCGGGGAUGACACGAGGCCUUCAGAGUGCGUGGAGAGUAAGUUUCGUCGCUGUCCUCCUCUGCCUACCACCAGUGUUAUUAUUGUCUUCCACAACGAGGCUUGGUCUACCCUCCUCAGGACGGUCUACAGCGUCCUGCACACGUCUCCUGCCAUCCUGCUCAAAGAGAUCAUCUUGGUGGAUGACGCCAGUGUUGCAGAUCACCUGAAGAACCAACUGGAGGUGUUUGUGCCUCAGCUGAAGAUUGUCCGCGUUGUGAGGCAGCUGGAGAGGAAGGGCCUCAUCACUGCCAGGCUGCUGGGUGCCAGCAUCGCUCAAGGCGAAAUCCUAACUUUUCUCGACGCACACUGUGAGUGUUUCCAUGGUUGGUUAGAGCCACUGUUGGCCCGCAUUGUGGAGGAACCUACUGCCGUGGUUAGUCCAGAGAUCACCACCAUUGACCUCGAAACCUUUAAGUUCAACAAGCCUGUGGCCUCCAAUCACGCUUUCAACCGAGGUAACUUUGACUGGAGCCUGAGCUUCGGCUGGGAGACGAUCCCCGAGGCUGCCAGGAAGCUGCGCAAGGAUGAAACCUACCCUGUAAAAACGCCCACGUUUGCCGGAGGUCUUUUCUCAAUCUCAAAGAAGUACUUUGAACACAUUGGGACAUAUGACGACAAGAUGGAGAUCUGGGGCGGGGAAAAUGUGGAGAUGUCGUUCAGGGUGUGGCAGUGUGGGGGUCAGCUUGAGAUCAUCCCUUGUUCUGUGGUUGGACAUGUCUUCCGCACCAAGAGCCCCCACACCUUCCCCAAAGGCACAGAGGUCAUCACUCGCAACCAGGUACGCCUGGCUGAGGUCUGGAUGGACGACUACAAGACGAUUUACUAUCGCCGCAACCAGGCAGCUGCAGUUAUGGCCAGGGAGCAUAAGUUUGGGGACAUAUCUGAUCGCCUGAAUCUGAGAGAGAAGCUGAAUUGCAAGAACUUCACCUGGUACUUGAACACAAUCUACCCAGAGGCCUUCAUUCCUGACUUGCAUCCAGAAAAAUCUGGAGCAAUUAGAAACUCAGGAUCUAAAACCUGCCUGGAUGCUGGAGAGAGUAACAAUGGAGGUAAACCUGUGAUUAUGUACCAGUGUCACAACAUGGGAGGCAACCAGUACUUUGAAUACUCCUCUCAUAAGGAGCUGCGUCAUAAUAUUGGAAAGCAGUUGUGUCUUCAAGCCACGCCCCAGCCAGAGGCAGUGACCAUCGAGCUCUGCCAGCGGAAGGGGAAGGGCACCAGUGUGUUACCCAAAGAGGAGUGGGUCUUUACAGAGGAAAGUCUGGUGAAGAAUCCCAGUAGUGGGAAAUGUUUACGGCUGAAUGAAGGCCAGCUUCAGAUGGACCACUGUAAUGCUGACGACCUCUUCCAGCACUGGACCUUCAGCUGAGCUCCCUGUCGGCCCAUCAGGUGACCUCUGGCACCUUGUGUCCCCUUCCCAAGACACUGCUCUGAGGAUCCAACUCAACUUUGAUCCAGAAGGACUUCCUGCUGUGGAGCUUGGAGCAUUUGGCCAUGCUGAGUGGACAGUUAACGAUGGAGGACAAAGAAAAGACUGUUGAAGACGCUUGGGUUGGCCUUAACUUGUUUUAAAUUUAUUUAUGAUGGAAACUCAGAGAGAUGUUUGAAAUGUGGCUGGGAAUUAUGAGACGCUAGACUGUGGACUUUGCAUGCAGGAGCUUGACUGAGGGGCGAAUGAUUUUACUUCAGUGAAUUCACACUCCAGCUUGGAAAAUAGCCAUUUAGUGUUUUAUUUUUGUUGUUUUAAUGAAUGUUGAAAUGUGAAAUAUUCACUUAACUCAUGAAAUCAAGAGAUGUCUGGUUUUUUUUUAAAUAAAAUAUAUUAUUUGUUGUGUCAGAUAAACGAUCAAUUGUUUAUUUUAAUCACCAUAAGUAUCUAGAAAAAACAGAGGUUUCACAGUUAUACUGUGAAAUAUAUUUAAUUUGAUGCGUAUGUAUGUGUGCACUACAGCUUAUAAUAUUCUAUUAACAUAUUUUAUUUUAUUUGUUUUUACUUUUUUUUAGCAGAGCAAUGGUUGGUAUUGAUUCACCGGGUAAUAUUCUGACAUGAUUAACUUACUGUGGUUACUGAUGCUACAAAUAUUAAAUCAUUUGAACUUA